AUGACAUAUGAGGCCAUGCUGGAUGUGCUGUCUACAGGACAGGAGAACAUCCCAAACUACAGAUGUGGAAGUCAAAAGAACCUGCUGGCGAUUCUUGAAGAGAUGGAUUCUGAACUCUUUGAUCAUAUAAAUAAUGUCCUGAACAUCUAUAAAAUUCCACAGAUCAACUAUAAUGUCAUCAACCAGAUGGCUGAGAAAAAUCAUGGUUUUCCUUUUUCAUAUCGGAUGACCCCAAACCAAGAACCUCCUUAUUCAGCAAUCGUCAAGCUGCUCCUGCAGUUCCAAUGGACGUGGAUUGGCCUUCUUUCUCGGGACAAUGAAAAAGGAGAAAAAUUCAAAAGACGUUUGGAAGUUCUUGCUCUAAAAAAUGGGAUUUGCAUUGUCCUCUCAGGAACCAUCCCAGAAGCAAAUGUGCAGAUAAGAGCUGCAAUGUUACUUUCUCUUAUCAAGAGUCAAAUAAAAAUUAUAGUAUGCCAAAUGGAUUUUCAGGCCUCAGGAAUGUUAGCAGCAAUAAUACAAACCAUUGAUAGGACUAAUACAGCCAUUGUGGGAAGGGUGUGGAUUGCAACAACUUUGACAGUUUUAAGUAUAAGUAUUUUUGACCUUUGGGUUGAUCUCCAAAAUAAAUAUGCUUUGUUUUCCUUCCUCAUCCAGACAAAGAGAAGGACUCAGUAUGAUGACUUUAAUUCUUAUGCAUCCAUGGUCUUAUUCUAUGGAAAGGAAGCAUUCCAAUGUUCUUAUUCAAGUCCUGUGUUAUCUAAGAAAGUUUGGAAAAAAUGCAGAGAAAAAGAGAAUUGGGAAUUCCCACCCCCUGAUGUGAUUGCAAGAAUCCUGUCUCAGGAUUCCUCCAGUAUUUCCCAAAUAAUUCAAAUUGUGGCCUGGGUCCUCAGUGCUGCCUCUUCCUCCCAACGGAGUAAGAGGAGAAUGCAACCACCCCAGAUUGUACAGCCAUGGCAGUUUCAUAGGUUCCUGAGAAACUUCCAACAUCACAAUAUUUCCAACGAUGGGAUUUCUUUUGAUGAAAAUGGAGUUCCUGUUGGUGACUUUGAUAUCAUGCAGUGGACAUCAGUUUUGAACAAAUCAGAUGCGGCGGUGAAAAUUGGGACUGUAGAAAGACAAGCCUCCUUGGAAGUCAAGAUUUCUGUCAAUCAAAGUGCUGUCCAAUGGCCAACUUUAUUUAACAAAAUGGUGCCUUAUUCAAGAUGUACAGAAAGUUGCUCCCCAGGUUAUGCCAAGCUUGUAAGAGAGGAAGCCCCAGUUUGCUGCUACGACUGUUCUCUGUGUAUGGAAGGAACAUUCUCUGAGCAAGAAGAUGCAGCCCAUUGUGAAAAGUGUUCAGAUGACCAGUAUUCCAAUAAGAAGCGAGAUCAGUGUGUCCCCAAAAAUAUAAGCUUCUUAUCCUAUCAAGAAUUGUUGGGACUCAUCCUGGCUUUCUUUGCCAUCACUUUGUCCCUAACCACCGCCUUUAUUCUGGGAAUCUUCAUGAAAUACCGAGACACUCCCAUAGUCAAAGCCAACAACUGUGAACUCACCUACAUCCUCCUGGUUUCACUCCUGCUUUCUUUCUUGACCUCCCUUCUAUUCAUCGGUCGCCCCGUGAAAAUGACCUGUCUCCUUCGACAAACCAUUUUCAGUAUUGUUUUCUCAGUUGCUGUAUCUUCUUUGCUGGCCAAGACUGUCAUGGUGGUGGUGGCCUUUCUGGCCACAAAGCCAGGCAGCAGCAUGAGGAAAUGGCUGGGGAAGAGUCUGGCCAACUCUAUUGUUUUAUCCUGCUCUGGUAUUCAAGUAGGCCUCUGUAUGAUGUGGCUGGGAGUCUUUCCCCCAUUCCCAGAUUCUGACUUUCAUUCCCAACCAGAACACAUCCUGCUGCAGUGCAAUGAAGGCUCUGUCACCAUGUUCUACUCUGCUCUUGGCUACAUGGGUUUUUUGGCUGCCAUCUGUUUCUUGGUGGCAUUUCUGGCUCGAAAUCUGCCAGGGGCCUUUAACGAAGCCAAACUGAUCACCUUCAGCAUGUUGGUUUUUUGUAGCGUUUGGAUCUCCUUUGUUCCCACAUACCUGAGCACCAAGGGGAAAUACAUGGUAGCCGUGCAGAUCUUCUCCAUCCUGGCCUCUGGCCUGGGUUUACUGGGCUGCAUCUUUAUUCCCAAAUGCUACAUUAUUAUCCUCAGACCUGACAUGAACACCAAAGAACAUCUCAUGAUAAAAAAUCAUUAAGUCUCCUUGUGUUGGUGUUUAUUUUUGUACAGUUUACAUGCAACAUGAAAUCACAUACUUUGAAGUAAUGUUUUAUGUGUUGUCACUUCUCCUUCUUCAUUCCAUGUGAAUUUUGAAUUAUAAUAAUUGAGUAGUAAAGUUGCUAAAACAACUCAAACUAUUUGAAAUAAUCAUAUCCUUCAAUUGUCCUAAUCUGAAUUCAUAUUAUGAUAUUAAUAAAAUUUCUGAAACAGGCCAGAUAAACUGUGACCAGAGAUGUUCUGAUAUGGUUUUAGAUUAAAUUAAAGACUAUGGCUAAUGA
Pantherophis guttatus is the source of this 2515-nucleotide messenger RNA. NCBI's taxonomy places the organism in Eukaryota, Metazoa, Chordata, Lepidosauria, Squamata, Colubridae. The record is from RefSeq and is a predicted model, not a curated record.